CCUAUCGGCAUUUCAGCAAGCAAUCAACAUCAGCACCACCGCCUCGAAGCCAGACCAUUAUAGGCAGAGAGGUGUCUCAUCCACAUUUAGCAGGAGCACCGUGUUUCAAGUGAAAAUCAACCAAGGGAAUUGCACGGUCUUCAGCGUUUGCAGGUUUCUUGCGAUAUGGAAUUGGACUAAAGGAAUGGCUUUACGUCGGAAAGACUUUGUGCUGUGUGCUGUGGCUGUGCUGAGUGACUAAGUGGAGCCCUUGAAGCCAUGGAGGAGAUGGACAGUAAACCCUACCAGCCGUUGUCCAAGGGGCGCCAUGAAAUGGAGAUGUCCUACACCAGCUCUUCUGACGAGAGCGAGGAUGGCCGCGCCCACCACCGUUCCUACACCUCUCGUGAAACCCUGCCUGACUACACACAUGAGCUGCGCCUGACCCUCGGCUCCCACCGAGAGAGACAGAGCAACUACAACCAGCCCCAGCCAGAUUUAGACUUCUGUAAGGCAGGGCAGAUGAGAAGCCCAGACUUCCACCUCCACCAACAGCAGCAACAGCAGAAGCAGCAUCAGGAGGAAGAGGAGGAAGCUUUGUGCUCUGGACCCGCAGCUCAUGUCCACGGGCGUGGCUACUCCCUGGGCGUGGGCUCUGAUGUGGACACAGAGCCUGAGGUGGACCCCUCUCCUGCCCAUGGCCUGCAGCACAUGUGGAUGCGUGGCUUGAAGUCUGAGCAGAGCUCUUGUCUGUCGAGCCGUGCCAACUCUGCCCUCUCUCUCACUGAUACUGAGCAUGACAGAAAGUCCGAGCCUGAUAAUGAGCUGCCCAGCAGUCCAGGUGGCCAGUUCACCUUUCGCCCGCUGCCGCCGCCGCCCCCUCCACCCCACGCCUGCACCUGUGCCCGCCCGGCGCCCUACACUCAAGUGAGUCUGCAGAGGAAGACCAUGCCGACGCGGUGCCAGGCCAGCCAGGGCAGCCAGGGGGCAGACACCGGAACGAGCACAGACCCGGCACAGCUUCACAACAGCUGGGUGCUCAACAGCAACAUUCCCCUAGAGACCAGACACUUCCUCUUCAAGCAGAGCUCUGGUUCAUCGGCUCUGCUGUCCGGGGCGGGGCAAGGUUACCCCCUGACCUCUGGGACGGUGUACUCCCCUCCGCCACGGCCCCUCCCUCGCGGCAGCGUGACCAGACCACUGUUUACCUUCAACAAGCCUCACCGCUGCUGCAACUGGAAAUGCACAGCCCUGUCUGCGUCUCUUCUCACUCUGACGCUGGCCCUGCUGCUCACAUACGUCAUCGCGGUCCACCUGUUAGGUCUGACCUGGCAUCUGCGGCAUGGUGAGAACCAGCUGUAUGAGAACGGCCUGAGCUCUGUGGACCAUCAACAGGAGGACGGCGGCAAGACUGUCCCCACCAGCUCCAUGCACCCACUGGACGCAUUUAACCCUGAAAACACACACGCUGGUGACAGAGAGAAGUGGGUGCGUGGCCGGGCCAUAGACCGAGGCGAGGUGGAUGUUGGGACCCAGCAGAGCCAGGCCAUUCCACCGGGCCUUUUUUGGAGGUUUCACAUGACUGUGCACCACCCCACCUACAUCAAGUUCAACCUCUCUCUCUCACACAACGCACUGCUGGGGGUCUACGGACGCAGGAACAUACCGCCCACUCACACUCAGUUCGACUUUGUGAAGCUGCUGGAUGGGAAGGCGCUGCCCAGGUCCUUGGCUGAUCCCGUCUCAGCUGCCAAAUCGCCCAAAGGUCUGCUGCUGAGCGCUCUCCAGGAGACCGGCUUUAUUGAGUACAUGGACCCCGGCACCUGGCACCUCGCUCUGUACAACGAUGGACGUAACCUGGAGCAGGUGCUGCUCCACAGCACUCCCAUAGACUCAAUGGACGGUUGCUCCACAGACUGUAAUGGGAACGGAGAGUGUGUGGCAGGACACUGCCACUGCUUUGCUGGAUUCCUGGGUCCCGAUUGUGCUAAAGAUUCCUGCCCCGUGCUGUGCAGCGGUAAUGGCGUGUAUGAGAAAGGACGGUGUGUGUGCCUGUCAGGGUGGAAGGGGGCAGAGUGCAAUGUGGAGGAAGGUCAGUGCAUCGACCCCACCUGCUCCAACCACGGCUCCUGCAUCCAAGGAAUCUGCAUAUGCAGCCCGGCCUACAAGGGGGUCAACUGUGAACAAGUGGACUGCGUAGACCCUCAAUGUGGCGGGCAUGGCGUAUGUGUGCGUGGGGAGUGUGUGUGCUCUGCAGGCUGGGCGGGAGUGAGUUGUGAUGACCCGCUGCCAGCCUGUCAGGAACAGUGUUCAGGACACGGCACCUAUCUCCCGGAGUCAGACACCUGUGCCUGCCAGCCCAACUGGACUGGGCCAGACUGUUACACCGAGCUGUGCCCGGUACCAUGUGGCAGCCAUGGUGUUUGCUCAGAGGGCCAGUGCCAGUGUGAGGAGGGCUGGAUUGGCGCUGCGUGUGACCAGAGAGCUUGUCAUCCUCGCUGUGAAGAACACGGGCAGUGCCAUGAUGGGACCUGCAUCUGCCAGCCAGGCUGGGAGGGGGAGCACUGCAACAUCGUCACUCACGAUCUGGAUGUAGUUGUGAAAGAUGGCUGCCCAGGGUUGUGCAGUGGGCAUGGGCGCUGUACUUUGGAGCAGAGCGGCUGGCGCUGUGUCUGCCAGGCUGGAUGGAGCGGGCCUGGAUGCAGUGUUGUCAUGGAAACCGACUGCAGCGAUGGAACAGACAACGACGGAGACGGCCUGGUAGACUGUGUGGACCCAGACUGCUGUGAGCAGCUGAGCUGUGGCUCUGACCCGCUGUGUCAAGGCUCGGCCGACCCGCUGGCCCUGCUGCAGCAGAACCCCCUGCCCCCCACCGCGCCCCCCUCACCGUCCAACGCACACACCCUCAGCUUCUACCAGCGAAUUCGCUUCCUCCUGGGCAAGACAGCCACACACAUCCUCCCCGGAGAAGUGCCCUUUGAUACGAGUCGUGUGGCAGUGAUCAGGGGAAGUGUUGUGCUGCAGGAUGGCUCACCUCUGGUUGGAGUCAACAUCACUUUCCUACAGCACCCUGAGUACGGUUACACCAUAAGCAGGCAGGAUGGCAGUUUUGACCUGGUGACCUUGGGAGCUGUAUCGAUGAGCCUGAUGUUCCAACGCCCACCUUUCCUGACACAGACACGUUCCAUCUGGACACCCAGCAACAACUUCUUGGUUUUGGAUCAGGUGACCAUGUCCAGGGAAGAGGUGCAACCUCCCAAGUGUGACAUCAGGAGCGUUCUGAGUCCCUACCCGCUGGUCCUGCCCUCCCCGCUUCCCAGAUACACAGCGACCUGUGCAGAGAGGGGGCCAGCUAUCCCUGAGCUACAGGCGGUGCAGGAGGAGGUGUCCAUAGGAUCUUUCGUGAAACUGAGCUAUCUCAGCACCCGAGCAGCAGGCUACCUCUCUCUGCUACGAAUCCUCCUCACCCCUCCCUCUCCGUCCUCCCCUGUCUCCCCGCUGGGUGGUCUGUCCAAGGUGCAUGUCCGUGCGUCGGUCCAGGGCAGGCUGUACCAGCGCUGGUACCCCGCUGGGCCCGGCCUGGUCCACAGAGUGGUCUGGAACAAGACCGAUGUUUACGGGCAGGAGGUCUGGGGCCUCACUCAUGCGACUGUAUCGGUUGGCUAUGAAUAUGAGUCAUGUCCCGGCGUUAUCCAAUGGGAAUCGAGGACUGCUCUGAUGCAGGGAUUUGAACUGGUCCCAUCUAACCUGGGGGGAUGGUCUCUGGACAAACAUCAUGCUCUCAACAUACGCAGUGGAAUCCUACACAAGGGAAAUGGGGAAAAUGUCUUCCUCUCCCAGCAGCCCCCUGUCAUCACAACCGUGAUGGGGAAUGGUUUUUAUAGGAGCGUCCCCUGCGGUCCAAGCUGCAGUGGUGCAGCCCGGGACAUGAUGCUGUUUGCCCCAGUGGCGCUGGCCUGCGGCCCUGAUGGCUCUCUCUACGUAGGGGACUUCAACUUCAUCCGCAAGAUCCAUCCUGAUGGAUACACCAGGACCAUACUGGAGCUCAAGAACAGGGACACCAGGCACAGUACCAGUCCAGCCCACAAGUACUACCUGGCCAUGGACCCAGUGGGAGAGGUUCUCUAUGUGUCUGACACCAGCAGCCGUAGAGUGUACCGGGUUAGGAACCUUGGACAGCCGAAAGACCCAGCCCGCAACCUGGAGGUAGUGGCCGGCACCGGGGAGCAAUGCCUGCCUUUCGACCAGAGCCACUGUGGAGAGGGAAGAAAGGCCACUGAAGCUGCGCUCAACAACCCCCGAGGUAUUGCAGUGGAUAAAAAAGGUGUUGUCUACUUCGUCGAUGGCACCACCAUUCAGAAGAUUAAUGAGAGGGGUAUGCUCUCCACUGUGAUUGGAUCAAAUGGACUGAUGUCGACGCAGCCACUAAGCUGUGAUUCGCGCAUGGACAUCAGCCAGGUGCGCCUAGAGUGGCCCACAGACCUGGCCAUCAACCCUCUGGACAAUUCUCUCUACAUCCUGGACAACAACAUCGUCCUACAGGUGUCUGAGAGUCUCCACGUACGUAUUGUAGCCGGACGUCCCAUCCACUGCCAAGUCCCGGGUAUCGACCAUCACCUGGUGAGCCGGGCAGCUGUGCGUGCCACCCUGGAGGCUGCCAAGGCCAUUGCCCUGUCUCACUUGGGCACUCUGUUCAUUGCUGAGACUGAUGAAAGGCGCAUUAACCGCAUUCAACAGGUGUCGACCAACGGGGAGAUCUCCGUCAUCUCUGGAGCCCCCACAGACUGUGACUGCAAGAUAGACCCCAACUGUGACUGCUUCUCUGGUGAUGGGGGCUACGCUCGUGAUGCUCGUCUAAAAGCCCCCUCUUCUCUGGCCGUGGCACCCAACGGUACCCUGUACAUCGCUGAUCUGGGCAACAUCCGCAUCAGGGCUGUGAGCCCCAACCAGCCACAGCUCAGCACUGCCGGACUGGUGGAGAUCAGCUCUCCUCUGGACCAGGAGCUGUACCUUUUCAGCCAGAAUGGCUCCCACUUGUACACUAAGCACCUGAUCACUGGACACUUCCUGUAUAACUUCUCUUACGCUGUGGACGGCCAGCUGUCCGGGCUGGCAGGGAGGAAUGGCCAGGGCCUCCAGGUGAGGAGAGAUGCCCACGGAGUGCCGCUAUGGUUAGCGUUACCUGUCGGACAGGUGUACUGGCUGUCGCUAAGCAACAGUGGAACACUGAGGAAGGUGUCAGCCCAAGGCCAUGACAUCGCCCACAUCACUUACCAUGGUAACACCGGUCUCCUAGCAACCAAGAGUGAUGAGAACAGUUGGACCACUGUUUAUGAAUACAACAGUGAAGGCCAUGUGACCAACAUCACCCUCCCCACGGGCGAGGUGAGCGGUUUCCAUGGCAACCUAGAGCGCUGGUCUCGGGUGGAGGUGGAGGCAUCCAACCGUGAGAACUUUGUCACCAGCACCAACCUGUCUGCCAGCGACACCAUCUACACAUUCAGACAAGACCACGCUCAGAGCUCAUACCGAGUGAGUGCGGAUGGGUCGUUCCUUGUGUCACUGGCGAGUGGAAUGGAGCUCUCACUCAGCACAGAGCCGCUCCUCCCUGGAGGUGUUGGGGGAGGAGUCAGUCCCACGGCCAGCCGCUGUAACAUCAGUCUGCCGGGGGACCAUGCUCCCAGCCUGAUAGAGUGGAGGCAGAGGAAGGAGCAAGCCAAGACGAACUACAGCACCUAUGAACGCAGGCUCAGGGCGCAUAACAGGAACCUACUCUCCAUAGACUUUGACCAGAGCACCAGGGUGGGCAAGAUCUACGACGACCACCGAAAGUUCACCCUUCACAUCCAGUAUGACCUGCUGGGCCGUCCUGUUGUUUGGUCGCCCAGCAGCAAGUACACUGAGGUCAAUAUCAGCUACUCUAGUGGAGGAUUGUUGUCAGCCAUCCACCGUGGCGAGUGGUCUGAGAGGCUGGAGUAUGAGAACGACAGGGUGGUCUCCAGAGCGUGGGUCAACGGGAAGAUCUGGAGCUACACAUAUGUGGACAGGUCCAUCAUGCUGCUGCUGCAUAGCCAGCGGCGCUACGUGUUUGAAUAUGACCAAACAGACCGCCUGGUUGCCGUGACGAUGCCCAGCAUGGUGAGACAUACCCUGCAGUCGCUCCUCUCCAUUGGUUACUACAGGAACAUGUACACACCCCCCGACAGCCAGGCCUCCUUCGUGCAGGACUACAGUCUCGACGGGCGGCUGCUGAGAACUCAGUACCUGGGAACAGGACGCAGUGUGAUCUACAGGUACACACCAGCAGCACGGCUCUCGGAGGUGGUCUAUGACUCCACCCUGGUGACCUUCACAUAUGACGAGGCCUCCGGCACUGUCAAGACCAUUCAUCUCACCCACAAUGGCUUUAUAAGCUCUAUACGAUUCAGACAGACAGGUCCUCUGACAAGUCGGCAGAUCUUCCGCUUCAGUGAGGAGGGCUUGGUCAAUGCCAGGUUUGACUACAGCUACAACAACUUCCGAGUGACGAGCAUGCAGGCUGUCAUCAAUGAGACACCUCUGCCCAUAGAUCUUUAUCGUUAUGUUGAUGUGUCGGGACGGGUUGAGCAGUUUGGAAAGUUCAGCGUCAUUUUCUAUGACCUCAACCAGGUGAUCACCACCCAUCUGAUGAAGCACACCAAGGUAUUUAACUCUUAUGGCCAGGUGGUGGAGGUCCAGUAUGAGAUCCUCAAGUCCAUUGCCUACUGGAUGACCAUCCAGUAUGACUCGGCAGGGCGCACCACCACCUGUGACAUCAGGGUGGGCGUUGACAGCAACGUGACCCGCUACUCCUACGAGUAUGACGCAGACAGCCAGCUGCAAAGUGCCUCGGUUAAUGAGCGGCCACAGUGGCGCUACAGUUACGACCUUAACGGGAACAUCAACUUGCUCAGCCACGGCACCAGUGCCAGGCUGACUCCUCUGCGCUAUGACCAGCGAGACCGGAUCACCCGCCUCGGAGAGCUGCAGUACAGCGUGGAUGAGGACGGUUUCCUCCGCCAGAGAGCAAACGACCUUUUCGACUACAACUCCAACGGCCUGCUGACCCGUGUCUACAACCGGGUGUCUGAGCACACCGUGUGGUACCGCUACGACGGGCUGGGUCGGCGUGUCGCCACCAGGACCAGCCAAGGCCAGCAGCUCCAGUUCUUCUACGCUGAUCUGUCACAGCCCACCAGGGUCAGCCACUUGUACAACCACAGCAGCAAUCUGAUCACCUCGCUGUACUACGACCUGCAGGGCCACCUCAUCGCCAUGGAGCUGAGCAGCGGUGAGGAGUACUAUGUGGCUUGCGACAGCGUAGGGACCCCGAGGGCGGUUUUCUCCAGCAGGGGGCGACUGGUCAAAGAGAUUCUCUACACCCCCUACGGAGAGGUCUACCAGGACACCAACCCUGACUUCCAGCUGGUCAUCGGUUUCCACGGAGGCUUGUAUGAUCCGCUCACUCGACUGGUCCACCUGGGAAGACGGGAUUAUGACACACUAGCUGGCCGUUGGACCUCGCCUAAUCACGAGCUGUGGGGGGAGCUUAGUAAGGAACCAAGGCCUUUUAACUUGUACGCCUUCAAGAAUAACUGCCCCGUUGGGAGAGUGGAGGAAGUGACACAGUUUACCACAGACAUCGGUAGCUGGCUGCAGCUCUUUGGCUUCCAGCUUCACAACGUUGUUCCAGGCUUCCCUAAGCCGGAGGUUGGCAGCAUGGAGCAGACAUACGAGUUGAUGAAGACCCAGACCAAGACACAGGACUGGGAUUCCAGCAAGGUGGUCUUGGGAAUACAGUGUGAGCUGCAGAGACAGCUGAGGAAUUUCAUCUCCCUGGAGAGGUUACCUCUGGUCUCUGAGCCUGUUGGCUCCACAUGCCACCGACCGUCACGCCCGCCUCCCUUUGGCUCCCGACCCUCCCUCCUCGGCCCCAGCAUCCGAUUUGCUGUCUCCCAUGGGCGUGUCAGUGUUGAGGUCAUCGGCGUGGCCAGCGAGGACAGCCGACGCGUCGCAGCCAUUUUGAAUGGUGCCAUCCACUUGAGUGGGUUGAGUUUCACUGUGCACAGCUGUGACACCCAUCACUUCCUCCAGUCUCGGCCAAUCGAGGAGGACCUUGCCCUGGGACUUGGAGUCGGGGGGCGUGUCCUGGAGAGCGGGGUCAACGUGAGCGUGUCUCAGAUGAGCGCCACAGUUAACGGCAGGACUCGACGAUUUGCUGAUAUUACCCUCCAACAGGGGUCGCUGUGUCUGUGUGUGCGCUACGGUGGGAGCGAGGAGGAGGAGAGAGCGAGGGUGAGGGAGGAGGCGCGGAGGAGAGCGGUGGAUGGGGCCUGGGAGAAGGAGAGGAAGAGGGUGGAAGAAGGGGACGGAGGAAGCAGGGUGUGGAGUGAGGCAGAGAAGCAGCAGCUGCUGUCUGGAGGACGGGUUCAGGGUUACGAUGGCUACUACUCCCUGCCCAUAGAGCAGCAGCCAGAGCUGUCCGACUGCCCCUCCAACAUCCACUUCAUGACACUGAGCGAGGUGGGGGGCAGGUAACAGAGACACACAUGAAGCCCCCCACCCCCACCAAAGACUGCCUGUUUCUACUCUACUCUGAUUUGUUCUACUGUUUCUAUACUGUAUCAAAAAAAGAAGAUGACGACAAAGAAGAACAAGAACAAGAAGAGAGAUUGGGGGAAAAAAUGAUUUCCAAAUGCCUUUAAUUGUGACAAAAUGAUGGUAUUUUAUUAUUAUCGUCCAGUUUCUCCAAUUUCUAACAGUGGCACAAGCAGUGUGGUUUGGCUGUGGCUUUGCUUUUUGUAUCCAGACUUGCCUGAGACUGACCGACUGACUGACUGACUGACUGACUGACUGACUGACUGUUGUUGCUCUCUCGACACUGUUCAUCAUAUUGGACUUUCUGUUCAACUUCAGUGAACUGUAGAAAUGAAGACAGUAGGAUUGCCAGUGAAUAAUCCUUGUCCUGAUAUGAACUCAGAUCAAGAUCUCUCUGGUUGCCAUUUGAGUUACUACAUGGUUUACCUCGGAUAUACUAUCGUUUACAUAUUGUGUAAGAGAGGCCUUGUCGACUCUGACACUCCCCUUUAGAGAAGGAAACCUCUGUUUUCUGCCUCUGGUGUGCUCCAACAGUAGUUUGUAUGAGUGUGUAUACUAAGAUCAAGAAUGUACAUAGCCAGUGCUUUCACACUGAAAAAAGUGCUCAACUGGACAUUCUGUUGUUCAUAAGUAAGUGUCAGUAUUGUUAAUCAAUAGAAAAACAAUAACAUUUUUGCAAAGAAUUAUACAUGGCUAUAGUAAAUAUUCUCGCUGAAAAAUCUGACUUUAUUGGGUUACAGUGCUGAUUAAAGUUAUUAUGUGUGAAUUA
Myripristis murdjan (pinecone soldierfish) is the source of this 9364-nucleotide messenger RNA. It is a transcript of the gene tenm1, whose product is annotated as teneurin transmembrane protein 1. The transcript is spliced from 38 exons. Gene Ontology annotation, biological process: signal transduction; heterophilic cell-cell adhesion; neuron development. Gene Ontology annotation, cellular component: membrane; neuron projection. NCBI's taxonomy places the organism in Eukaryota, Metazoa, Chordata, Actinopteri, Holocentriformes, Holocentridae. The coding region runs from base 259 to 8535 and encodes 2758 amino acids. Gene Ontology annotation, molecular function: protein homodimerization activity; protein heterodimerization activity; cell adhesion molecule binding. The record is from RefSeq and is a predicted model, not a curated record.